AUGAAACCAAACUCCAUCCCAGCCGGCAAGAACCAUUCUUCCACAGAUACUACCAGGAAUACUACGAGUCUCAUCACCAUGGAUGAAGAUACUGUCAAAACUGGGACUGAGCAAACCACUUCGCCAGGACCACUAUUGGUCUUCGUGCUCGGAGCGCCCUGCUCUGGCAAGUCCACCCUCUGCGCCGCCUUAGCUAAGCGCUACAACCUAGCUCACCUCUCGCUCGGCGACGAAUUACGCUCGCUCGUGAGCGAUACGCCCUCAAAUCCUGUUUCCCGCAUCAAACAUCUCUUCUCUGACGCUGAGCUCGACACUUUUCGCAACAAUCUGAGCGCAGGGACACUCGGCCCCGUUCACCUCACGCCCAAGUACGUCAAGGAGCGCGUCUUCCCAGCCAGCUGCGAACCAGAGAACGUCCGCAUGCUGAUCGAUGGCUUUCCUCGAGAUUCUGAACGCUGGGUGCCGUUCAAGGAGUUUGCAAAGCCGGUUUGGGCGCCUAGCAGGACGAGUGUGCUGAUAGUGCUGGAUGUUGAUAAAGAAGUAGCAUGGGAGCGUUUUACGAGAAGAGGAAGGGCUGGAGAUGUGUUUGAAAGGAGGUUCGAAGAGCAUACGAGACUCGUUCCAAGCAUUCUGGAAGCGAUGAGAAAGGAUGAGAUGAUCAUCUUCAGUGUAAGGAAAGAAGAGAACGCUAAUGUGGAGGCAACUGUAGAUAGGCUGACGGGGCUCUUGGGUUGA
Messenger RNA from Ascochyta rabiei, 735 nucleotides. RefSeq names its product 2-(3-amino-3-carboxypropyl)histidine synthase. The transcript is spliced from 2 exons. Bases 1 to 735 code for a protein of 244 amino acids. Gene Ontology annotation, biological process: nucleobase-containing compound metabolic process. Gene Ontology annotation, molecular function: AMP kinase activity; ATP binding. The record is from RefSeq and is a predicted model, not a curated record. Gene Ontology annotation, cellular component: cytoplasm. Lineage: Eukaryota; Fungi; Ascomycota; Dothideomycetes; Pleosporales; Didymellaceae.